GGACCAGAAAAUGUUCAAAUCAGUGGUCCAAGUGAGAUACAAUUGAAAGAGACCUUAACAUUACUCUGCUUUGCUGAGUCCGUACCUGCUACUUACACCUGGAUGCUGAACGGGACAAAGAUACACAAUUCUUCUGUUUUCACCAAAAAGAUCACUGAAUCUUCUGAUAGUGGUGACUACAUCUGUGAAGUGAUGAAUAGUAUAACUGGGAGAACAUCGUCAGCGGUCCAUGGAUUGUCUGUAACAGGUAAAGACGGGUCUGGAGGUCUUUCAGCUGGUGCCAUUGCUGGAAUAGUUAUCUUGUGUUUAGUGGCUUCUUCUGCUGGAGCUGGUGGAGGGUACUAUCUUUACAAAAAAAAAAUCAACAAGAAAACUCCACCAAAUUCUGAAAGUAAAGAACUAGAAGAACGUGCGUAUGAGAACACAUCAGCGAUAUAUGAAAACACAUAAAACCAACGAUCAUCUUUCCCUUAAAAGAAAACUUGGAGGAUGAAGAGCUCCACAACAAGAUAACACAUUUAGCAGCCAUGACAUAAUCAUCAGCUUAUUGAUCUUUACAGGUAAAGUGUCAGCAAACCUUUGCCUUUUACUCAUUCAGUAGAGAGCAACAGUAGCACUUUUAAAAAUAGCUAUGAUGACUUAAAAAAAAUAAUUUCUUGUUCUGCUAUUACUAAUGCGUUUGCAUUUGUAUGUGUUUGCAUGUAUUUUGUGUACUUAGUUAUUUCUAUAUUGAAUAUCUAAUGCUGGCUUUUAUUCUCGUGUUUUAUUAUUGUGUCAACAUUGAACAAUAUCAGGUUGGGAUAAGAGAUUAUGCAAAAGAUAGAUACAAAUAAUUGCAACACAAAAUAUUACGUUUUUUCCUCUUAUAUGGUUUUAACAGCAACUGAAUAUGUAACAGUCUUUUAUAUAUAAUGGUCAGACAGUGGCAGCUGUGGAAUUUAUGUACUUAUUGUUUAUUUCAAUUCAUACAUUUGACAUUUGUGUACUGCUAACAAACUAUAAAUAAAACAAUGAAGUUGUGCCUCUGAGGUUUAUUCUUGAUUGUUGACUAAGCUUCGUGGACAAGUCAAAGCUGAUCAUCAGACUUUGAAAGUGCUCUUUAUGAAUGUAAUCCUAUGGCAGCUGUAAUUAUAUGACAAUUGUUAAAGUUAACACUGAUAA
Messenger RNA from Anarrhichthys ocellatus (wolf-eel), 1161 nucleotides. RefSeq names its product carcinoembryonic antigen-related cell adhesion molecule 20-like. The transcript has 5 exons. The record is from RefSeq and is a predicted model, not a curated record. The annotation marks the transcript as partial. NCBI's taxonomy places the organism in Eukaryota, Metazoa, Chordata, Actinopteri, Perciformes, Anarhichadidae.